CCCAAACGAGAGAAAUGACUGCAGAAAAUUAUGACAACACAGAGAGGGUCGUGCAGCGACCACCUAACCAGCCUCCUCAGUUUGGAGAGUUUCAAGAUGAAGCGCCGGGUAGAACUGGACUGACAAACCUAAGCACACUGUACCGAACCCUGCAGCAUACUUACAACAAGGCCAAUCAAGCCUUUCACGCGAACUGGAUCCUGGCCAACAAUUACCAUGACGUCCCACCUGGUCAAUCCCCACAGCUGACUUCUGGGGCCACCGUUCAUAAAUGUCAGGACAACUACACUCAGGCGAUGCAAGCGAUACAGGGUGAGCCUCGGUGCAUGAAUGCCAACCCGUGUCGUUUUAAGGUUGGUGUUCCUGAGUGCGUCGAUGGAGAAAUGAACCAGGUAUUUCAACAGGUGAACAGCGGCCAAACGAAGCCGUCACGGGAGGACUUUCAGAAGACGCAUUCGGACACGAAGGGUUUC
Lymnaea stagnalis (great pond snail) is the source of this 473-nucleotide messenger RNA. Lineage: Eukaryota; Metazoa; Mollusca; Gastropoda; Lymnaeidae. The record is from the annotation of a GenBank genome assembly.